Lutzomyia longipalpis is the source of this 3655-nucleotide messenger RNA. RefSeq names its product vacuolar protein sorting-associated protein 51 homolog (gene Vps51). The record is from RefSeq and is a predicted model, not a curated record. Gene Ontology annotation, biological process: Golgi organization; Golgi vesicle transport; retrograde transport, endosome to Golgi. NCBI's taxonomy places the organism in Eukaryota, Metazoa, Arthropoda, Insecta, Diptera, Psychodidae. The transcript is spliced from 2 exons. The coding region runs from base 33 to 2228 and encodes 731 amino acids. Gene Ontology annotation, cellular component: GARP complex; membrane; EARP complex.
UCCCCUGAGAUUUUCCCGUUUUUCCCUAAACCAUGAGUGACUCCGGGAAUGAUGUCCUCAACAUGGAUGGCCCCACUUUUGAUUCCGAUCGAUAUCUCGAGAAACUUCUCAAGGAAUCCUCAUUGAAGAAAAUCAUGGACACGGAAGCAAACAUUGUGAAGGAAACUCAGACACUUCACAGUGAUAUGCAGACCCUUGUCUAUGAGAACUACAACAAAUUCAUCUCUGCCACGGAUACAAUCCGGAAGAUGAAGACGGAUUUUAAGAAAAUGGAAACAGAAAUGAAUCUCCUGGCAUCAAAUAUGAAUUCAAUUACUGUGUUCAGUGAACAGAUAACAGGGACACUGCAGGAUACGCGUCAGCAAUUGAGUAAGUUGUCCGGGAAGCAUUCUCUGCUGAAGAGACUUCAAUUCCUCUCCACACUUCCGGCAAAGAUGAAAACGCUGAUUGAGGAGGAGAACUAUGCGCAAGCCGUUCAGGAUUACGCCCAUGCGCAGAAGGUGCUGGAGCAGUAUGGAAGUCAGCCAUCCUUUCAGGGUAUCCAGGAGGAUUGCCUGGCAAUCGUGGGGGAGAUGAAGGAGCGCCUCAAGAGGGAUUUCCAAGCUGCCGGGCAGAGUGCACAGAGUUUAACGCGCACGGGGGAACUACUGCUGCAACUGGGCGAGAAACCCAGUGAUCUGGCCAAGGAGAUGCUUCAGAGUGCCAACCAGCGACUCCACGAGCAAAUUGUCAUGCUGCAGGAUCAAACGGAUCGCGAUAUGAUUGAAUUUGUCGACUUGGGCCUCGAUGGCUUCCUCAGGGAUCUCAAUCUUGUCGUCAGUUCGUACAAGGAUAUGUUCCUGGUGCGCAUGAUGGAUCAGGAACGUGAUGAUUUCACCGAGACUGCCACGGAGGAUCUCAAUGUCUUCGUGCAACGCAACAUGGACAAGUACAUGGCCCUCGUGCAGGAUCGCGUGGAAGCUGAGAUGGGUCGUGGAGACUCCCAGGUUAUGCUGCGUGCCCUUGAUCGUCUACAUCGUCGUCUCCUGGCCAUGGGGAAUCUCUGCCGCGCAGUUGAUAUGACAAAAACAGGCUUGGACAUUGUCAUCAAUGCUGCCCAUCAGCUGUGCAAAUCCCACUUCCGCACACUCAAGGAACACUUUGGGGAUCGCAUGAGUUCCGUUAGGCUCUCCCUCGUGACCACACGGAGUGACGCAUCAGCCCCAAGCUUCAGUGAACUCAUCUCCAAUCUCUACUUUUCAACUGUAGAGAAAGUCAAGGGAGUCCUGCAGGAUUUGCUGGUUUUCCUGCAGCCGGAAUGGUCAUUCAAUCUCAAGAAUAACUACAAAGGUUCCCUCUGUGUCGAUGGGAUCCGGGAGAAUCUCCUGGUUGCCUUCAUUCAUCACAUUAUCGAAGUCAUGAUGUCCUUCUGCAGCAUAAACUCCUCCUCACCGCCCAAUCUCUUGCUAAUCCUCUCCAAGACAUGCCUGGAAAUGGAUCAAGUGGGCAUUCAUUCCCUCAUGUCUCUCGUGGAUGAUCUGUAUGAGAUUGAAUCAGAGAACAGCGCCACCCUGACGCACGAAAGUGAGCUUUGUGCUGAAAUGCGUGAUGCUGCACAAGCUCUCCUGGACACAUAUGUCCGUGUGCAGGGCCUAAACAUCUCCCAAAUGCUCCGGAAGAGCGUUGAGACGAGAGAUUGGCUGAAUUGCCUCGAACCCCGUUCCGUGCGGGCCGUCAUGAAGCGCGUCGUGGAGGAGCUAAAUGCAAUUGAGGGCGUUCUCAGUGGGCUAUACGAUGCUGGGACACGAACAGCCGCCUCCAGUGAUUCCAGCCGCAAAACCCACUUCAGCUUGUCAGCCACGAAGCAACCUUUCCGCUCCAAUUGGUCCACGUACACACCGUCACAGCUUGAAAGUAGCUUCGCCUCCAACAUUCAUCGUCUCUUCACGGAACGCAUUGAAAUCUUCAGCUCUGUGGAAUUCUCCAAAGUCUCCAUUGUCACGGGGAUCAUCAAGAUCAGCCUCAAGACGCUCCUUGAGUGCGUCCGGCUGCGGACUUUCAGCAAAUUCGGAUUGCAGCAAAUUCAAGUUGAUGCUCACUACCUUCAGAUGAAUCUCUGGAAGUUUGUUUCGGAUGAAAAUCUCGUUCAUUUCUUGCUGGAUGAAAUUCUGGGAUCGGCUGUGCAUCGAUGCUUGGAACCCAUUCUCAUGGAACCCAAUGCCGUGGAAAUAAUAUGUGAACGCAGCUAAAGUGUGUGACUCUUCUUUAUUUUUAUUUAUUUUUGUAGCAUUCCUAUAGUAUACUUCAUCACUUUUUAUUUCUCUUUCAUCAUCAAUGUACAAUAAUUUAGUAAAAUAUCUAUAAAUACACUAGGGGAGAGCGGGGUUAAAAAAGUCACUUAAGGGUUUAGAAAAAGCUCAAAAUAUCAUAUUUCCCAAACAGAUAAAGCGAAAUGUAUAGUCCAAUUCUUUAGGAUAUUUCUUGCCCUACAACUCUUUCUAAGAUCAUUUUGUUCAAUCUAGCUAGGAAAUAUGAUAUUUUAAGCCUUUUCCAAACCCUUAAGUGACUUUAUUAACCCCGCUCUCCCCUACCCACAAAAAGUUCCCCAGGCAAACGAAAAUGGCGUUUUCUUGAAGGCAAGGCAAACUUCAGAGAUCGAAAGUUAGAGGGCAUGAUUUUGGCAUGAUUAGCUAUCAUUUGAAUCCGAGUUUGUCCAAAUCGGUCAACCACAGGCUGAGAUGUCUUCAAAAAUGUAUUUUUUCAUUAUGGUUCACUAAAAUGGCAGCCACGAUCGAAUCGCUUGACCGAUUUUCAAAAAUUUACCAGUUUUGGAAAGGUAAUUAAAUUACCUUUCCAAAGAUAGUCUGUUUGUCAAAAUCGGUGCACUAGCGGCCGAGUUAAAAGAGGUCAAAAUCAAAAUUUGUAAAUUUCUGAAAAAAAGCCUUUACCUACUUGGUUAACCAAAAUGGUUAUCAAGAAAUAACAGACUGACCGAUUUUCAAUCGCAUUUACCAGAUUUGGAAAAAGAAUUAAAUUACCUUUCCAACGAUAGUCUGUUUGUCGAAAUCGGUGCACUAGCGGCCUAGAUGCAAAAGGUCAAAGUGAAAAUUUGUGAAAUUGCUGAAAAAAACGCUUUUACCUAGCUUUACCAAAAUCGCUGCCAAGAAAUAACAGGUUGACCUAUUUUCAAAAAUUUACCAGUUUUGGAAAGGUGAGAAAUGUACCUUUCCAAAACUGGUCGAUUUUUAAAAAUCGGUUAUCCACAGCCGCAGAUAUAGCCACUUGAAAUUUGUAUUCAAAAAUACUCCACUUUUGCUUGCCCAGGAAACUUUUAACAGGUAGUGUAUAAUUGAAUAAUAUAUUAUAAUAUAAUAUUAAACUCUUGAAACUCGUGUUACAACAUUUUCUUCUGCGGAAAUCUAAUCCUGAUGGCUAAUUUGAACUUGAGAAAAAAAAUAACAUAAAUUGUACAUAAAUUGGAAAAGAAAAUCUCUCACUGGAAACUCAACCAAUUUGCACGAAAUUGGUGAGAAUUUGUCGUUUUCUUUGAACUCUCUUUUUUUCUGUAAUUUAUAUUUCGUUAACAUUUACACAGAUACACAAUAGAAAUAAAAUUUAUAGAAAUGGUAUAAACAGAAAUAUUUAAUAAUAAUAAGAAAAUAAUAUUAAAAUUCUA